AUGUGGUUGAAUAUGCAGAGCUGGGGGACUGUGGCCCAGGAAAAUGGAACGCAAAACCUCCCUGAAAAGAAAAGGAAUAAUUCCCCGGAUUGGCUGUUGAUGUGGAAGGCACUUGUGACAGCACAAACGUUUGCUUUUGGGUGCAAACAGAAAGAGGAGCCUCAGAACGCUCUUAGCAGCAUCACGCGUCCAGCUGAAAUAAUAUCAGAUCAGAAAGUGGGCCGAAGGUCUCUCAACCACCAGUCCACGUUCGUAGAUUCUGCUGCUGGAGGUAGCUAG
Trichophyton rubrum CBS 118892 is the source of this 279-nucleotide messenger RNA. RefSeq lists its product as uncharacterized. Lineage: Eukaryota; Fungi; Ascomycota; Eurotiomycetes; Onygenales; Arthrodermataceae. The coding region runs from base 1 to 279 and encodes 92 amino acids. The transcript has a single exon. The record is from RefSeq and is a predicted model, not a curated record.